This is a messenger RNA of Microplitis mediator, 5336 nucleotides long. RefSeq names its product heterogeneous nuclear ribonucleoprotein R (gene Syp). The transcript has 13 exons. Gene Ontology annotation, cellular component: ribonucleoprotein complex; nucleus. NCBI's taxonomy places the organism in Eukaryota, Metazoa, Arthropoda, Insecta, Hymenoptera, Braconidae. Bases 807 to 2831 code for a protein of 674 amino acids. Gene Ontology annotation, molecular function: mRNA binding. The record is from RefSeq and is a predicted model, not a curated record.
GGCUUGCAUCGUUGCACCGCUCUCUCGGCGACAGUCCAAUUUAUGCAUCACACGGCUAUGUAGGCACCACACGAGAGAGCAGGAUUAUUACCCAAAAAACACCACUGCUGUGCCCUGGACUUUGUGCCACACUUAUAUAUCAUAUAUAUAUACACUGCAAUAUAUAUCAACAAUCAGUACGUUUUCAAAGUGCCUGGAUAUAAAAUAUAAAUAAUAUAAAAAAAUAUUAUUACUCAUCAUUUGGACGCCACACACGUACAAGAGGAUUUUAAAAUCAACUUAUCUUCGAAAAUUAAUCAUCGUUAUUGUUCAUCACAAACUCUCAAGUAAAAGACAAAAAAUUUAACCGUUUGUUUUUUUUGUUUGGUAAAAUUUAAACCAUCGACGUGCCAGUGAAUUAUUAUUCAACCACUGGAUUUAUCAACAUACAAAGUGUUUUUUUUUUUUUUUUUUGUUAAUUUUUAUUAUUUUUGGUGACUCGUGACGCAAAAAGUUAUCGGGACAAAAGUUUUGAGGACAAGAGUUUUUUUAAAAUUAUCUCAAGUGUUACUUAUUUAUUUAUUUUUUUUUUGUUCUCAAUUAUCAAUUAAAGUACUGUGGCUCGUCGAACGUGUUAAUAUGUACCGCACACAGCGGAUAAUACUUGAAAUUUCGUGACUAUCAUCAACGUGCAUUGCAGUGUGUUGAUUUGGGUGCUCUGCUCCGCCAAAAAUCAAAUAACAAAAAUAAUUUUAAAAAACUGGAAAGAAAAUUUUUUUAUCAAUUUUGAAAUAUUAAAUUUAUAAAAAAAUCAUAAUUAAUCAGCUAUGGCCGAGGGAAAUGGGGAACUCAAAAUGGAAGAAAAGCAGUCCAAGGAGGAAAUGGAGUACGUCGAAAGAACGGAGGAUUAUGCUAAACUGAUACAGUAUGGACUCGAUGAAAAAGUGGCUGCUAAAUUAGACGAAAUUUACAAAACUGGUAAACUCGCCCAUGUUGAUCUCGACGAGAGAGCCCUGGAUGCCCUGAGGGAAUUUCCUGUUGACGGAGCGUUAAAUGUUCUCACGCAAUUUUUGGAAUCUAAUUUGGAACAUGUGUCCAACAAAUCGGCGUAUCUUUGUGGAGUUAUGAAGACCUACAGACAAAAAAGCAGGGCAGGCCAGGGAACGGGCACUAGUACAACGCCCAAAGCUCCGGAUGAAGACAAAAUUAAAAUGAUACUCGAGAGAACCGGAUAUCCACUCGAUGUGACCACUGGACAACGAAAAUACGGCGGCCCGCCUCCAAAUUGGGAGGGCCCGACUCCAGGAAACGGUUGUGAGGUAUUUUGUGGGAAGAUACCUAAAGACAUGUACGAAGACGAAUUAAUUCCUUUGUUCGAAAAAUGCGGUAAAAUAUGGGAUUUGAGGCUUAUGAUGGAUCCCAUGUCUGGUACCAACAGAGGAUAUGCUUUUAUUACAUUUACAAACCGAGAAGCCGCACAACAAGCUGUCAGAGAGCUGAAUGAUUAUGAGAUUCGGAAAGGCAAAAAGAUUGGUGUUACCGUAUCUUAUAACAAUCACCGCUUGUUUGUGGGAAAUAUUCCAAAGAAUCGAGACCGAGAUGACUUGUUCGAAGAGUUUACAAAGCACGCACCCGGCUUGACCGAGGUGAUUAUCUACAGCUCGCCGGAUGACAAAAAGAAGAAUAGGGGAUUCUGUUUUUUGGAAUAUGAAUCCCAUAAAGCAGCUUCUCUGGCGAAAAGAAGACUCAGCACAGGUCGUAUCAAGGUCUGGGGCUGUGAUAUUAUAGUUGACUGGGCUGAUCCUCAAGAGGAACCGGAUGAACAAACUAUGGCUAAAGUAAGAGUGCUGUACGUAAGGAACCUGACGCAAGAUUGUUCUGAAGAAAAAUUGAAAGAAUGUUUCGAGCAGUACGGUAAAAUCGACAGGGUAAAGAAGAUCAAGGACUACGCAUUUGUACAUUUCGAAGAUAGAGAUAAUGCAGUGAAGGCUAUGCGGGAACUUAAUGGUAAGGAAAUAUGUGGCUCUCACAUAGAAGUAGCAUUGGCAAAACCGCCAUUUGAUAAAAAGAAAAAAGAAGAUAUGUUACGAGCUCGGGAAAGAAGAAUGAUGCAAAUGUUGCAAGGCCGUGGAGGAGGCUCCCCAUCGCAUCCCAGUAUGAUCAGCGGACCAAUGCCAGUACGAGGAACUGGACAAAGUGGCGGUCCCCGAGGCUCUUCGGGCAGCAUGAGACCACCAAUGGGUCGCGGUGAUUACACUCUCAAGGAAAUAGAUUAUGAUUACGACUAUUACGGUUAUGGGGAUUAUCGAGGUGGCUACAGUGAUCCAUAUUACGAUGACUAUUAUCGAUACGAAGAUUACUAUUUCGAUUAUGCGCCGCCUCCGCCGCCUGCCAGAGGGAGGGGCAGGCAGCCUCAACCGGCUGGUCGUGGCCGUGGACAGGUGGCCCGUGGCCGAGUAGUCGGUGGCCCCCAAGCCCGUGGCCAAGUCAGGGGGGGACGCAACCCCGCAACAUCAGGGGCCCGUGGGGCCCAGCGGCCAGCCGCUCGUGGGGGGGUCCGCGCCAAGGGAAGUUUACCAGGUGAGGAUGCAGGUAAACGAAAGUUUGACGGGGGUCACCAGAACCAGGGGGAAUCUAAACGUCGCUUCCAGAGCAGCUGGGGAAACCAGCCCCUCGCCCAACAACCACUGGGCAAUACGUACGGAUUGGCGAGUGUAAACGGUGGCGGUGGCGGUGGUGGUGGUGGUGGUGGUAGUGGUGGCGUAGGUUUUACUGAUAGACCCGGAGCAACAGGCGCCGCGACUGGUGACGAUCACGAAUGGUAUCAGGACUCAUACAAUUCGUGGAGCUAACUUUCGCCGGUUAUUUUACAAUGUUAACUAUUCACGCAAUCGAAUUGAAAUAUACUGAUUUAUAUAUAUUACUAAAAAAAUUAAAUAUAUAUAUAUACAUAAAUAUACAUAUAUAUUUUAAUCUAAAUAAUAAUUUCAUGGAACAAAAAAAUAUUACGGACGUUUUUACGCCACCGGGCGUUUCAAAUGGGCCUCAAUGACCACGUGCAAAAAAAUUCAUAAGGCAAAAAAAAGAGAUACAAAGUAACAUUAUAAUAUUUAGAAAAAUGAAUAAUAAAAAUAUGACGGACGUAACUACACGCUCUGUCAUAAGCAACUUAAUAAUAUUAAUUAUAAAUUAAAAUAUCCGAAGCUCGAUCGCGAGCUUUCCUCUCGCUCGUCGUCAGGGCCGCGAGACUUUUGAAGGAGAGAGAGAAUGAAAAGAAUGAUCCGUUGUUAGUGGGCGAGAGAGAAAGAUUUUUAGUUGAAAUUUUUAAAUUAUGCGAAUUAAAUUAAAAAAAAAAAUGUAUAACACCAAUCCGUCAAGAUACUGCUUCUUAUCUCGCGAUUAUAUUUGUAAUUGUAAAACUUUUUAGAUUCUCAUACGUCGUCAAGUGAAUAUAUUUAAUUAAAAAUAAUAAAUUGUAAUAUUAGAUUAUUAAAAAAAAAAAUUGUAAAUGCGCGCGAGGUCGUAUCUAAUGAAAAAAAAAAGUCUAUAAAAUUUGCCGAAUUGAAUUAAAAAAUGGAAAAAUAAAAUAAAGAAUAGUAGAUUCAUUUAAAAGUAAAACACGUCAUUAAUAUAAAUAAUAUAUUUAUGCCACACACUCACAUACCACCGUCGUCCGCCGCGCGCAAAGUUGUUGUGAUUUUAAUUGUACAGUGAUGUGCCACUGGGACUAUUAUUACAUCGGAGUGACCACCCACCCACCCCGUACUAUUAUUAUUAUAUUGAUAAUAUUUAAUUGUAAUAUCUUAAUCGUAAGGUAACCACUACUGCAUUGUCACAUUGUUUACUGCCAAGCGAGAGAGUGAUUUUAGAAUGUUUAAGAACGCGCAAAUAUGCUUAAAGUUUAUUAAAAAAAAAAUUAUUAUAGUUGAAAAAAAUUAAAAAAAUUCGGAACAAAAUUUCUUCUUUAUAAGAAAAAAAAAAAGUGAUAUAAAAGCGAUGUUGAUAAUUUUUGGCUUGUGAUGGUUCGUAUUUAAGUUAGAAGCGGUUAUUAAAAAAAAAAAAUUUUAAAUGCGUGAUAGCCUGUGGUUGUAGCAGCAAAUGUCUUUCGAAAAAAAAAAAAGAAAAUAACGUUUUGUUUGUUUGUUUGUUUUUUAUUGGAUUAUUAAGAGAAAAGACUACUCACUGCAAGGAUAGGGGCGGGUUUUUAAAUUGAUAAAAGCGUUAGGAAUGAGCGUGAAAGAGAGUACGUUAAAAUUUAUAAGAAUGGAUGUAUGCGAGUGAGCUGACGUUAUAAUGACCACUGAUAAAAAUAAAAUUGUUAAAAAUGUAUGUGGUUAGUCAAAAGCGCGUCUAGAAAUAAGAUAUUAUAAAAAGAAAAAAUCUAAAGUGCAUCCCCCUGAGUGUGCAUGUAUGCGUUAUUGUAAAAGAUUGAGAGAGAAAGCACCUUCAGGUGCCAUUAGACCUCCUAUUGUUGGUCUAUAAUGUGUACAGUCAGUGAAACUAUUAUUAUUAUAUUAAGGUUCAGGAAAGUUUUUCGCGUUAAAAAAAAAACAAUGACUAACUUGUGAUGUAUACAACGAGUUAGUCAUUGUUUUUUUACGCUGAUUAAAUGUCCUUUUACGUUUUGUUUCAUUUUUUUUCUUCUAUUUUUUUUUUUUUUUUUUUUUUCUUAUUUUAUUAAAUGAUAAUAAUAAUAAUAUUGUAUCGCGAUUCAUACGCGAAUGUGAUCAAUUCGAGUUUGAGUAAGAGAUAAAAACUAUUGCUCACAAGUUGAGACUAAAGUUAGAAGAAAAAAAAAAAAAAAGAAAAAAAAAUUGUCUUAUGACAAAUUUAUAUAGAAAAAAUGAAAAUUGUACAUUUUUAAUAAUCAAUUUCAAUGAAAUAAGUAUUUCCACUCAAAGAGUGAAUACUAUUAUAAAAAUUUUUUAGAUCAUUUCGCUAUAAAUUUAUAAUAAUUACUAUUAUUAAAAUAAUUAUUUAACGCAUUUUUCUACGAGAUGUGAUUUAAAGUUAAAGAAAAAAAUAUUAAGUCAAACACCUCCCUCAUGUAAAUUGGAUCAAAUCCGAGGUCGAGGUGUUUUUAAAAACAUAAAAAAAAAUUAAAAAUUAUAAAAAAAAAAACUUAUUAUAAUAAUAAUGACGUGACUAUUGCGUCUCGAAUUUGUUAUAAUUCGAAAUCGACUGGAAACCGAAUUGAUAAUGAUAGUUACAGAUUGAUAAAAAAAAAAGAAAAAAAAAUUAAUAAUUUAGGUAUUGCUUAAAGCAUAUACGGGAUUAUGCAUGAGAGUAAAGAUAAAUUCAUAUAAAAGAAAAAAAGAAAAAAAAAUAUUAAAAAAAAAACGAAAAAAAAAAAAAAA